Molecule: messenger RNA, 1416 nt
Organism: Malus domestica (apple)
Lineage: Eukaryota; Viridiplantae; Streptophyta; Magnoliopsida; Rosales; Rosaceae
Product: GRAS family protein RAM1-like
Biological process (GO): regulation of DNA-templated transcription
Cellular component (GO): nucleus
Molecular function (GO): DNA-binding transcription factor activity; sequence-specific DNA binding
Source: RefSeq, a predicted model, not a curated record
AUGGAAGACAUAGAUGAGGAGGAGGAGCUUUUGAAUCUUAGCCUUGCGAUUGUUACAAGUACAGGGAGGGAAAGAUUUAGAAAAAGGAAGAGAUCAAGAGAUGAUGGUGUUGCUAAUGGUUCGGUGAGCCCUCUAAACUCUUAUGAAGGUUGUGAAGGGAAGAUAUUCAGGCUUCUUCAAAUGAGGGAACAAAUGCUAAAAAACCUAGACCACCACAAGAAGAAAGGGGUUGAUGUCGAUGAUGAAGACGGAAAAGGACUGCACCUGAUCCACAUGUUGCUCAUAACAGCCACUGCAGUCAACGAAAACAAUGUAGGCUCAGCCUUGGAGCAUCUCACUGAGUUGUACAAGAGUGUUUCAUUAUCCGGUGACUCCAUCCAACGAGUAGUGGCUUAUUUCGCUGACAGCUUGGCCGCAAGGCUUCUCACACGAAGAUCCCCCUUUUAUGACAUCAUCAUGAAGGAACCGACGAGCGAAGAAGAGUUUGUAGCGUUCACCGCUCUCUAUCGGGUGUCUCCGUACUACCAAUUUGCUCAUUUCACGGCAAUCCAAGCAAUCAUUGAGGCCUUUGAGAAGGAAGAAGAGAAGAACAAUCGUGCAUUACAUGUUAUCGAUUUCGAUGUCUCCUAUGGAUUUCAGUGGGCAUCUCUUAUACAGUCUCUCUCCGAGAAGGCAAGCAGUAGGAAGCGAAUAUCGCUCAGAAUAACUGGGUUUGGAAGAAGCGUGGAUGAGCUACGGGAAACGGAGAACAGACUGACAACCUUCUCAAAUGGGUUUCAGAAUCUUGCUUUUGAAUUUCAAGGGUUGUUGAGAGGCUCAAAGCUCGUAAACUUGAGGAAAAAGAGGAACGAAACACUGGCAGUGAAUUUGGUUUUUCAUUUGAAUACUUUGAGCAAUAAUUUGAAGAUAUCUGACUUGUUAAAAUCUGUACAUUUACUUAACCCUUCCAUUGUAAUCUUGGUUGAACAAGAAGGGACCAGGAGUCCUCGAAGAUUCUUAUCGAGAUUCAUGGAGUCUUUGCAUUAUUUUGCAGCCAUGUUUGAUUCUUUAGAUGAAUGUCUGCCAUUAGAGAGUGCUGAAAGGUUGAGCAUUGAGAAGAACCACCUUGGAAAAGAGAUCAAAAGCAUGCUCAAUUACGACAAUAACAACGAUGAUAAUUGUCUGAAAAUUGAAAAGAUGGAAACAUGGAAGGCGAGGAUGGAGAGUCAUGGUUUUGAAGGAAUAAAUCUAAGCUCCAGGUCCAAGAUACAAGCAAGACUUCUUUUGAAAAUAAGGACUCACUAUUGUUCACUUGAUUUUGAUGGAGAGAGUAAUGGAGCUGCAGCUGGCUUCAAGGUUUUCGACAGAGAUGAUGGAAGGACGAUAUCUCUUGGGUGGCAAGACAGGUAUCUGCUUACAGUUUCCGCAUGGCACUGA